CCCCUAUUCCUUCCCGGCAUCUAGAAAUUCCCGUCAACUCUGUUACCUAAAUCUGCCUCUAACCUCCCAGAACCACCCUAUCCCCACCCCCGACACACCUUCGCGUGUCCUGGAGUCCCGAGAACCCCUGUCUCCUGCAAAUUCCCCUGCUACGCCCCCAGAACCACCAUUCUCUCUGGGAUGAAUCCAGAUGCUUCCACCGUCCUGAAAUUCCUCUGAGUCUUCAUGCUCCUCCAUUCUCCUUGCACCGUGCUCAAAUCCAAAGCAUUUAUCCACCUUUCCCCAAUCCAUCUCACACGUUUUGAACCGCCAUAACCUCAAACUCCUACUCCCAGUCCACACCUGUCUCAGAGCAGAGCCUUCUCCUCCUGUCACCCGAUGUCACCCCUUUAGCUGGGCUGUCAUAUGUCCUGGUAUCUUUAAGAGCAGUGAAGGAAAUAGGAAAAGAUGCAGCGUCCUCCCUCAUCUUGCACCCUGCCGUUCUUGGCUUCACCCCCAGACUCCCUGUUGGUGGCUCAAGCCCCAGUAUUUACCCAGCUGCCCGUCUUUACCAAGCUGUGCACAUCUUCCUCAGCCCGCUGCCCCUUCCAGAGAGUAGGCCAGACAGAGGGCAGGGGUCCUUUUACCUGGAAAGUACCCCAAGAUGCAGAGCACCUGGGGCCCUGGGAAAUGACCUUGUUUUUCCAGAGCAGGAGGGUGGGAUUUCAGGGAUCUCCAGGGUCCUGGCUUGUUGACUUGUCCACCUAGGGCUCACAUUACUGAAAUUUUGGGUGAUAGCAUUUGUGUUAAAUUAUAGGCCUUUUGGAGCUUGGAGAACAGAAAGUCUAUCAAGGUUCCAAAUGUGAGACUGAAGGAGCUUGUCCUAGAAGAGGAAAAUGUUGAUUUUAGUGGUGUUUGUCCUAUGUACUUACUUCUAGAGGUGAAGCUCCAUAGUUUACAGCUGUUUCCCGCAAAAACUGGAAAGCUGUUUCCCUUAAAGACGUUGGUGUGGGAGUUGUGGGUGGCGAUGGAGGAUCUGCUUGGCAGACUCUCUCUGAUACUUAGCAGGAACAUAAAAACUAGAAUAUUGGUUUCCUGAAUCUUAAGCCAUUGCGCUUUCCAAUACAUCUUCGUGUCUUCUUGAGAGAGCUCUCUGUAGAGUUCAAGUUCUCUGCAAAGGUGAGCCCCAGGUGUAUCCCAGGGAGAUCCAAGUGACUUCUCUGCAGACUGCUUGCCAUGCCACCCCACCAAGAACAGGGGGAAUAAAGUGGGGGUCCUUCCCCAUGCCCCUCCCAUGGUCAGCUCUCCGAUGGCCUGGGUGAGGGCAGGCAGGCUGCUCUGACACCAUGGGGAGCUGCUGCAGCUGCCUGAACCGAGACAGCGUCUCAGACAACCACCCCACCAAGUUCAAGGUGACGAACGUGGAUGAUGAGGGCGUGGAGCUGGGCUCCGGAGUGAUGGAGCUGACCCAGAGCGAGCUGGUGCUGCACCUGCAUCGGCGCGAGGCUGUCCGCUGGCCUUACCUCUGCCUGCGGCGCUAUGGCUACGACUCCAACCUCUUCUCUUUUGAGAGUGGCCGCCGGUGUCAGACUGGCCAGGGGAUAUUUGCAUUUAAGUGCUCCAGGGCUGAGGAAAUCUUCAACCUCCUCCAGGAUCUGAUGCAGUGCAACAGCAUCAAUGUGAUGGAAGAGCCAGUCAUCAUCACCCGGAACAGUCACCCGGCUGAGCUUGACCUCCCUCGGGCCCCCCAGCCUCCCAAUGCUCUAGGCUAUACCGUCUCCAGCUUCUCCAACGGCUUCCCUGGCUGCCCAGGAGAGGGUCCCCGAUUCUCAGCACCCCGGCGCCCCUCAACGAGCAGCCUCCGACACCCCUCGCUUGGUGAAGAAUCCACCCAUGCCCUCAUUGCCCCGGAUGAGCAGUCCCACACCUACGUCAACACGCCAGCCAGCGAGGAGGAGCAGCGCCGAAGCCGGCACUGCCUGCAACCCCUGCCUGAGGGCCGGGCGCCCUUCGCGCCGCAGGCCCGGGGCCCCGACCAGCGGGACCCACAGGUGUUCCUGCAGCCGGGCCAGGUGAAGUUCGUGUUGGGCCCCACCCCGGCUCGGCGGCACAUGACCAAGUGCCAAGGCCUCUGCCCGAGCCUGCAGGACGCCCCCCACCACAACAAUAACAACGAGGGCCCUUCGGAGUGCCAAGCCCAGCCCAAGUGCACCUAUGAGAACGUCAGCGGGGGGUUGCGGCCGGGGGCGGGCUGGAGACUGAGCCCGGAGGAGCCGGGCUGGAACGGCCUGGCCCAGCGCCGGGCUGCACUGCUGCACUAUGAAAACCUGCCCUCCCUGCCCCCUGUGUGGGAGAGCCAGGCCCCGCAGCCAGGGGAGGAGGCCGGGGAUGACGGAGACUCCAGGGACGGGCUCACCCCUUCCUCCAACGGCUUCCCAGAAGGCGAGGAGGACGAGACCCCACUGCAGAAGCCCACCAGCACCCGGGCGGCCCUCCGCAGUCACGGCAGCUUCCCCAUGCCGCUGACCCGGCGCCGAGGCUCCCCGAGGGUCUUCAACUUUGAUUUCCGCCGGCCGGGCCCGGAGCCCCCAAGGCAGCUCAACUACAUCCAGGUGGAGCUGAAGGGCUGGGGUGGAGACCGCCCCAAGGGGCCCCCGAACCCCUCCGCCCCCCGAGCCCCUGUGCCCACCACUCACCCGACCCGCAGCUCAGACUCCUACGCCGUGAUCGACCUCAAAAAGACCGUGGCCAUGUCCAACCUGCAGAGGGCGCUGCCCCGCGACGACGGGACCGCCCGGAAAACCCGGCACAACAGCACCGACCUGCCUCUGUAGGGGCGCCCCUCCUCCGCCCGGCCCAGCCUCCGCCUCCCGCUCCCGUGCCCCGAACCCCCACUCCGGGGUUCCGGGCUGCUUCGCAGAAGGGCACUGAGGUGGACCAGAUGCUUUCCCGCACUGGCCAGAGUCCCCAAAGAUAUCAGCUGCAGAGUCCCCCGGUGUCCGAGCUGGGGACAGGAGAGGGUGACCAGGCGAGGAGGGAGCCGCGGUGUAAACUGUGAAGGGCCCCCCGACGGCAAUUAGCACCCUCCCGUUCUGUCCUCUGUCGCGUCUGUCGUCUGUGUGUUUUUUUGGUUGAAAUUUGGAAACAUUUUGUACCUGUUGAUUUUAUUUAUCAGUUUAUUUUUCUAUUUAUUGUUUUAAAUGUAAUUUAACAUAUUUAUUAUUAAUAUAAUUAUUUUUAAAUUCUGA
Molecule: messenger RNA, 3227 nt
Organism: Dama dama (fallow deer)
Lineage: Eukaryota; Metazoa; Chordata; Mammalia; Artiodactyla; Cervidae
Gene: FRS3
Product: fibroblast growth factor receptor substrate 3
Exons: 7
Coding region: 1326-2813 (495 amino acids)
Biological process (GO): cell surface receptor protein tyrosine kinase signaling pathway
Cellular component (GO): cytoplasm
Source: RefSeq, a predicted model, not a curated record